This is a messenger RNA of Penicillium manginii, 1743 nucleotides long. RefSeq names its product flavin-containing monooxygenase. The record is from RefSeq and is a predicted model, not a curated record. NCBI's taxonomy places the organism in Eukaryota, Fungi, Ascomycota, Eurotiomycetes, Eurotiales, Aspergillaceae. Bases 1 to 1743 code for a protein of 580 amino acids. The transcript is spliced from 8 exons. Gene Ontology annotation, molecular function: flavin adenine dinucleotide binding; NADP binding; N,N-dimethylaniline monooxygenase activity.
AUGAAACGACUUUCUCGGGUUUUUAGCAGUAGCCCAAAGACUGUGCCUACUCAAUCUCGGCCAGCAGCAAUUGUACCGGAAAAUCCAAAGCUGACUAUCGAAGGUCGGUCCAUCGAUGAAGGCCGACCCCUACGAAUCGUGGUUAUCGGAGCCGGUAUUUCUGGAAUACUCAGUUGUAUUCGCUUCAGGCAGAGAAUUCCAAACAUUGAGAUCUGCGUAUAUGAAAAGAAUCCGGAUAUAGGAGGAACUUGGUUUGAAAAUCGAUAUCCCGGCUGCGCAUGUGAUAUUCCCGCACAUACAUAUCAAGCAACCUUUGAGCCGAACAAAGAAUGGUCUACGUUCUAUGCUAGGGCCCCAGAAAUCCACAAGUAUUGGAAACAUGUCGCGGAGAAAUAUGGUUGCAUGAAGUAUAUCAAGCUGAAGCAACAAGUUAACUCGGCAACCUGGGACGAGAGAAGCUCAAAAUGGAAGCUCGAGAUCCAAGAUUUGGACAGCGGCUCUUCAUAUACAGACGAAGGAAACAUUGUGAUCCAGGGAACCGGUUCUUUGAACAACUGGAAAUGGCCAGAAAUCCCGGGACUUGAUGAAUUUAAGGGAAAGUUAUUGCAUAGUGCUAGCUGGGAUGAGGGAUACGAUUAUUCGAAUCAACGUGUUGCCGUUAUUGGCAACGGGUCCAGUGGGAUUCAGAUCGUUCCUGGAAUUCUACCCAAGGUUACACACAUUGAUCACUACAUGCGCAGCCGCACCUGGGUGUCGCCCACAUUUGCAAGGGAAUACAUAGAAAAACAUGGCAACGGAAAUGAUAACUUCACAUUUUCCCCCGAAGAUAUUGAGGAAUUCAAGAACAACCAUGAAGCAUACCAGAAGUUCCGCAAGGGUGUGGAAUUGGAGCUCCAAUCGAUUCACGGAGCUACUCUCAACGGGCACCCAAUGCAACUUGGAGCCCACGAGGCCUUUGUCGAGAACAUGAAACGGCGACUGGCAAACAAGCCAGAGCUAAUCGACGAUCUCAUCCCCGCAUUCCCGCCAGCAUGCCGGCGUCUUACGCCGGGGCCGGGCUACCUUGAAGCUCUCACAGACGAAAAAGUCGACAUCAUCAAGUCGGACAUUGCCAAAAUCGAUGAGAAGGGCAUCAUCACUGCAGACGGACAGCACAGAGCUGUUGACGCGAUCGUCUGCGCGACGGGUUUCGACACUACCUGUACGCCCCGCUUCACAAUCCGAGGUCGGGACGGAGUCCUUCUUUCAGAACGCUGGAAAGAGACCCCUGAGACUUACAUCGCGGUCGCGACAGAUGGAUUCCCGAACUACUUCAUCUCUCUAGGCCCAAACGCUGCGCUAGGCGAGGGUAACCUGCUACUUCUCAUUGAGAAGGAGGUAGACUAUUUCACUAUAAGAUGCAACGGGAUAAUAUUAGAGCUAUGGCUCCGCGCAAAGAAGCAGUACGCCAGUUUCGACGGUACUGUGAUGAAUAUUUCAAGGACACGGUAUUUGGUGGCAAGUGUCGCAGUUGGUACAAGGGGGGGCACGGAAGAGGGUCGCAUUGUUGCUCUAUGGCCUGGCUCAUCACUACAUGCUAUGAAAGUGUUUGCACAGCCUCGAUGGGAAGAUUAUGAGUAUGAAUACGUCAACGAUAACCCAUUUGGUUGGAUUGGCGAUGGUUGGACGGAAAAUGAGAAGAACGACAAGAUCCAUGUGAAUUACCUCGAUGAUGAUCAGGUCGAUUUUCCUGCGGCAAAGUAG